AGGCCCAGCCCCAGCCCCAGCCCCAGCCCGAAACUCGGAUCCGGGUGCUGGCCGUGGUGCUGAAAGGCGCAGCGUGCGCCCGCCCGCCCCGGCCCCAACCCCGGCCCCGGCCGCGCGGAGCCCCACCGUGCUAUGGGGGGCCACUGAGGGACCGUCGCUCCGCCCGCCCGCCGCGGCGGCGGGGCCCCGGGGGGGCCGGGGCCGGGCCUGGGAGGAGACCUGGGGGCAAAGGCGACCCCCUCCUCCAUACACACAGUCCUGUCCGAGGGCCGGGACGGAAGGAGAAAGAGGGGAGAAAGGAAGGAGGGGGAAAGAAGGAGAGAAGGAGGAGGAGAGAAGGAGAGGAGAGAAGUAGUAGGAGGAGGAGAGAAAGAGGAGGAGGAGGAGAGGAGGAGGCGGCGGCGCGCGCCACGGCGGCCUGGCGAGGAGCUGAGGCCGAAGGGAACCGCUGGACGCCGUGUAAGAAGACGAGCCCCCCAGCUCUGCCUGGCCCGCGGCCACCGCCCCGCGGAUGGUGAGGGGGCUCCGCGGCGGCCGUAGCCCCCUUGCGUCCGGCCCAGGCCCUAGCCCGGGCCGCCCUCCCUCCCCUGGCCCCGCAGAGGCCCCACAGCCCCGCAGGAACCAUGCCCAGAUCUUUCCUGGUCAAAAAGGUCAAACUUGAUGCGUUCUCCUCUUCUGACUUGGAGGGCCCUUAUGGCCGGGCACGGAGCGACCUCGGAACCCGGCUGCCAGAGAAAGCAGGAUACCUCAGUGACUACAUCGCCCCAGCCGUGUACGAUGCCGCAGACUCAGACGCUUCCCUGCUCAAGGGCCCGUCCCAGGAGCCUAUGUACGCAGCGGCCGUCCGCGGAGAGCUGGGCCCGCCCGCUGCUUCGGCCCCACCGCCCACCCCGCGACCAGAGCUGGCCACGGCUGCAGGAGGCUACAUCAAUGGUGAUGCGGCUGUCAGCGAGGGGUACGCUGCAGACUCCUUUUUCAUUACCGACGGCCGAUCUCGCCGCAAGGGCGCCAGCGCAGCCUCGGCCCAAGGCGGACCCGACGGCAGUAGCGGUGCAGGAGCAGGAGGAGGAGCCGGGAGUGGGGCGGGGUCUGGGGGGCGGGGUCAACAGGCAGGCGGGGCGGGGCCAGGGUCCGAGGCGCGCGCUGGCCGGCACGCGUGCAGCGACUGCGGCAAGACGUAUGCCACGUCGUCUAACCUGAGCCGGCACAAGCAGACGCACCGCAGCCUGGACAGCAAGUUGGCGCGCCGCUGUCCCACGUGCGGCAAGGUGUACGUAUCCAUGCCAGCCAUGGCUAUGCACCUACUCACGCACGACCUGCGCCACAAGUGCGGUGUGUGCGGCAAGGCCUUCUCACGGCCCUGGCUAUUGCAGGGCCACAUGCGCUCGCACACUGGUGAAAAGCCCUUCGGCUGCGCGCACUGCGGUAAAGCGUUCGCUGACCGCUCCAAUUUGCGCGCGCACAUGCAGACGCACUCGGCCUUUAAGCACUUCCAGUGCAAGCGCUGCCACAAGGCCUUCGCUCUCAAGUCCUAUCUCAACAAACACUACGAGUCCGCCUGCUUCAAGGGCGGCAGCACCGGAGGGGGAGCUGCGGAGGGAAGUGGGGGAGGGACCAUCAGCCCCCCGACUACACCCGGCCCUGCGCCCCCCUCGGCAUCCUCCUCAGUGCACGGCCCGCCUCCUCUCAGCCCUCUUCGGGCCUGAGGGGGGCAUUCCCGGAGUUCCAUCCUCCCUUCACCCCUCUGGCAGCAAUAGGGUCUUGGGAGGGGAGAGCCGGGGUCUUCACCCGUCCUCUCAGCAAUAGGGCUCCCCUCCCCUGGGAACAGGAAGGCGGUUUAGCCUCUGAUCCUUUCCAAGCUUCUGACUGGAAGGCGUGGGGAGGGGAGAGGUGUUCCCAACUGAUCAGCAAUAGGGUCCCCGGAAAAGAUGGCCUCUGUUCUGGCCUCCUUUUCUGGGCUCCAGGCUAGGGAGGGAGCACCCUCCACUAUUCAGCAAUAGGGUCCCUGAGGAAGGGAAAGGUGGCCUUGCCCCUGUCCCAGCUUCUGGACCCCAGGCUGGGGAGGGCGCACUUCCCCCCAAGGCGACCUCUUCUCUGUCUUCAUGUCUGUCUCCCCUCUUUGGGGCCCUUGACUGGGGAGGAGGGACUCCCUAAGGCGACCUCUCUCUCCUCUUCCCUCCCCACUUUGGGGAAAAUGGGUGAGGAGGGUUUUGCCCCUACUACUCAGCAAUAGGGUCCCCUGGAAAGGUGAAGGCAAAGUCUCUCCCCUCCCCCACACACCCACCUUUUAGGACCCGGGCUAGGAAAAGGGUCCCCUCCCCAUUUUCUCAAUGAUAGGGCCAUAGGGAAGGCGGCUUGCCUUGAUCUCGACUAGCUCCCCCUUUCGAGACCUGGGCUGGAGAAGGGGAGCCUCUCAUUACUCAGCAAUAGGGUCCCAAUAGGUGACUUCUCCACCCCUCUGUCCUCACUUGGGGCAAGCUGGGGAUGGGACCUGGGUAAGAGGCGUACCUGUCAUUAUUCAGCAAUAGGGUCUAAGGUCCUGGCCUGUCUCCCAAGAGAAGCCCCAGGCUGGGGAAUGGGUGUCCCCCACUUCCUUCAGCAAUAGGGUCACCCAGGGAAGCCUAUCCUGUCUGAAGGCCCCUAGGCUGGGGAAGUGUCACCCCCACCUCAGUGAUAGGGUCUUGGAGACAGCCCCUCCCCCAGCCACGUUAGGCCUUUAGUGGCUGAAGGGGAUAAAGGGAUACUGGGUUGGGUGCUGCCGUCCACCUCCUUUAAGCAAUAGGCUAUCGAGGCGGCGGCACCCUGCCUCUUGCCCUCUCCAAUAAGGACCCCUCACAGGCUGGGGGGCUAGGGACACCCCAUCCCAUCAUCUUAUUUCCCAGCAAUAGGGUCACAGGGCCCCUGUCCUCCCUCAGGGCCUUGCACAGCUGGAGGAGGGCAGUGGCGGCUCCUUCUAGGGUCACAGGACCUCUGGGGUCUCCCAGCCCCCAGGUUCCUUAAGGCUGAAUACCCAGGGACCGGCCCCCUCUGCCUGCAGGCUCAGGGAGGAAUGCAGGAUCCCGGGUCCAGCCUCCCCUUUGGUGGAGCCCCAGGGAGGACGAGGGACAGGCAAGAGGGCAAUCUCCCCACAGUUCUCUAGGGAUUGGGGGGGAGAGGGAGAUGAGGACUGGGAAGCCCCCUCCCCUCAUCUCUCUAGCUCAGACCUGGAAGGGGCCUGUUCGGAGCCCGCCCUCCCCUUCCUCCACCUCUGCCCUGCCUCCGCCCGCCAAAUCCGAACUCUUCCGGCCCAGCUACCUGGGCCCUCAGUCCCUGCUCCCCAUAACGAAUAAUAAUGACGCAUAUCGGAUCGCAUGGACUUAUCCGACCUUCCCCAGCCCUAGGUUCCUCCCACUCCUUCCAGUCCCAGACCCCUAGGCAUUAAAUGUCCCUGGGGGGAGGCGGGGCAAACUGUAAUAGUGACGCUCACCUCGCCCACACGCCCCCUUCCCCAGAACACCUCUCAGUAUUCGCCUUGCGGGUAAAGCCCUGGAGGUUCGGGGGGGGGGGCGUCUCAUGAGCGUCGGGUUUAUUUAUUUCUGUUAUUUAUGUUUGUUGAUGAAUGGAUUGCACUCGGGUCGGGCAGUCCCGGCCCACGCCCUGGGCUUUUCUGCGAGAAAGUUCCCGCAACUUUCUUGCCCCCUCCUCCUAGGAUAGACCCCCUCCCUCCCGCCUUCUCGGAGCUCCUCCCCUCUGGCAGCUCUUCUCCUUCAUGCAGUCCCUCGUCAUCGGAGCUCCGCCCCUCUUAGAAGUCCUGUCCACAUGCUCCACUCCUUCCUAGGUCCCUACCCUCAUCUCGGAGCUCCGCCCCUGUCAGCUCUGCCCCUCCUCGGAGCUCCACCCACACCUCCUUACAUAGAUUCCUCCCACCUCCAGUAAUUCCAUUCACGCCCCGCCCUUCCCUCCCACUCAGUUGCCAAUUUUCGCCCGUCUAUGCCAAAGCCUCGGCGGCGACCCUGCCCCCCCAGGGCCCCACCCCAUUGGCCGCCGCCGUUGUGACGUCACUGCAUGCAGCCCCCGCCCUCCCCUCCCCGGGCUGCCCCGCCCCUCGCUCCUCCCCCUCCCUUCCUUUUUCCCUCCUCCCUUUCCUUCCCCUUAGAUAGUCCGAUACCGACUAUAGAGCAAUAAUGCGCACUGCAUGCGAAGCUGCCGCCGCCUCUAGUGUUACAGAGAAUCAGGUACCCCCCCACUUCCCUCUUCCCCCAAGCCCCGCCCCAGGCCCCGCCCCGCGCCGAUAUCAGGGACACUGCGCGAGGUGGGCGGGGGCCAUACGCGCAGACUUUCUCUACCCAUCCCACCCUUCCAAUAAUCCCUUGCCCUGGCCCCAAUUAAGGCCCCCUCGGCUGGCCCGGCGGCGGCGGGGGAGGCGACCACCAAGGGACAGAUCCCAGAUUGGGGAGAGAGGCGGAGGACACACACACACACACACACACACACACACACACACACACACACACACACACACCACGAAGACAAGGAGACAGAAAUGGACAGGGUCUCAAGGAGAGAGAAACAAGGAUGCAGAAA
Messenger RNA from Phascolarctos cinereus (koala), 4563 nucleotides. RefSeq names its product scratch family transcriptional repressor 1 (gene SCRT1). Gene Ontology annotation, molecular function: DNA-binding transcription factor activity, RNA polymerase II-specific; RNA polymerase II cis-regulatory region sequence-specific DNA binding. The record is from RefSeq and is a predicted model, not a curated record. Gene Ontology annotation, biological process: regulation of DNA-templated transcription. NCBI's taxonomy places the organism in Eukaryota, Metazoa, Chordata, Mammalia, Diprotodontia, Phascolarctidae.